UGCGGCGCGGGCGGCGCUGGGCCGAGGCCGGCAGCAUGGCGCAGCCGCCGCCCUUCGGCGGGCGCUUCCCGCCGCCGCCGUUCCGGGCCUUCCCGCCGCCGGCGGGGCCCUUCCUGCCGCCCGCCGCGCCCUUCCCCGGCCCCGCCGCCCGCCCGGGGCCCUUCGCGGCGGCGGCGGCGGCGCCCCCGCCUUUCCUCCUACCGCCGCCGCCGCCACCGGCCGGGCCUGAGGGCGAAGCGGGGCCGCGCUUCCCUCCGGGCGGCGGCCCCUACUUCCCGGCGGCUCCUCCGUUCCCGCCGCGGCCGCUGGCUGAGGAGGAGGCGGCGGCGCAGCGGCAGCAGGACGAGCUGUGGCUGUCGCAGUUCCUGGGCCGCCGCCGGGCCGCUCCUCCCCCGCCGCCGCCGCCGCCCGCCGCCGCCAGCCCCAGCAGCGCCCGGGAGCUGGCGGUGGAAGCGCUGGGGCGGGUGGCGCGGCUGGCCUCGCUCUGCCGGACCCUGCGGCGGCGGGAGGCCGAGGGGGACGAGGCGGGUUGGGCCCAGGCGCGGGAGGAGGCGGAGGAGGCGCGGCGGGAGCUGCGGGAGGUCGUGCGGCCCCUGAGGGAGCCCGGCUACCGGGAGGCCCUGCGGAGGAAGGCCGAGAGGGCGAGGAAGAGGAGGCUGCGCCUGCAGCGGAGGAAGCAAGAAGCCAGGGCAGCCAAGGAGGAGGAGGCGGCCCGGGCCGCCGAGCGGGAGGCCAAGAUCGACCAGUGGAGAGCCAAGUGCAUCCAGGAGGUGGAGGAGAAGAACCGGGAACAAGAACUUAAGGCUGCUGCAGACAGUGUCUUAUCUGAAGUACGGAAGAAACAAGCAGACACAAAGAGGAUGGUGGACAUCCUGCGCGCAUUAGAAAAGCUUCGGAAACUGAGAAAAGAGGCCGCUGGCAGGAAAGGUGUUUGUCCGCCCCCCUCAGCAGACGAAGCAUUUGAAAAUCAGGUGGAGAGUCUCAAAACUUUGCUGAAAAAUCGCACAGAGCUGUAUGAAGCUGAGGAGAGAGCAUUAAGAGUUAUGUUGGAGGGAGAACAGGAGGAGGAAAGGAAGAGAGAAAUGGAAAAGAAACAGAAGAAGGAAAGGGAAAAAAUACUACAGCAGAAACUCGAAAUUGAUUCCAAGCUGUUUGGAGAUCCAGAUGAAUUUCCUCUAGCCCACCUAUUGCAGCCCUUCAGAGAGUAUUACUUACAAGCUGAGCAUUCUGUAGCAGCUCUAAUCCAGAUCAGGCAUGAAUGGGAUCAGUACUUGGUGCCAGCUGAUCACCCUGAAGGAAGCUGCAUCCCUCCAGGAUGGGUUCUUCCGAGUCUCCCCACAAACGACACUUGGGCCACUGCUGUCAGAUAAUUUAGUAAUAAAUUAUUUUAACGUUGGAGGAAUGUUUCAUUAUAAUUGCGCAUGCAAACAUGAGAGGGUCUGAGGAGGAAGUCUCAUCCUCUGUUUUGGUAGCCAGGUGCUGGAGUGUCUUGAAGAAAAGCGUAAGAACUGUUUUUGCCAUCUGACUCUGCAGGGAAAUACCUGAGCAAGCCCAAAGCUGCUAGGCCUCUUGUGGCCUACAGUCCCGCUGCGAGUUUUGUUAACGCAUCUCAAUCUUAAUAAAGAAACAUUGCUGACGAGGGUAUUUGUGCCAGUAUUAACAUCCUAUUUUUAGUGGCUUUUAUCUUUAUAAGCCUAAAUCCAGAUGAUGAAAUCUCCAGAUAAUCAAGAAGUUUAAAAAAUAAAUGAGAUAAUUAGUAAACAUGUUUUUCUUCUUAAAUGAAGCAUGUCAGGCAUUACUGUCAAAAUAGUUCCUGUAUUUUUGUGUGUAGAAACGAACCUACUGCAAGUUUAAACAAAUUCUGAAGUACAAACAAGACAGGGUUUUUCAAGGUUGAUUAAAGCAGCUGUUGACAUUUUACUCUUGUGGACUAAAACUGGUACCACAACAUGGAAAAAAUUCCCAGUUGUGGUGAAAUAGGUCAGACAGCCAUGUGAAUAUAUAUAAAUUUGAUGAAUAAGCCUGCUGGAAAAAAAAUAAAACCUGAAGUCUAACCUACUGUACUUUUUUUUGCCUAUAUAGCUAUUUUUGUAUAGGGAUGGAUCAUGUAUAUAGUAUUUGAUUAAAAAAUGCAGCUUUAUUUUGUAAGUUGUUUUUUGUAUGGAAUAAAUAGAGAAAAAUGGAA
Aquila chrysaetos chrysaetos is the source of this 2185-nucleotide messenger RNA. It is a transcript of the gene PDCD7, whose product is annotated as programmed cell death 7. Bases 36 to 1370 code for a protein of 444 amino acids. The record is from RefSeq and is a predicted model, not a curated record. Lineage: Eukaryota; Metazoa; Chordata; Aves; Accipitriformes; Accipitridae. The transcript has 5 exons.